AGAAUCGCCGAACUCUCAAACGAGAAAAAAAACGAUCAUCAUAUUCAUCCAAAAAAGCAAGAAAUCAAAACUGUAAUCUCCUCUGAUACUCUACUUUUUCACGUAUAGAAAUCUGCAUUGAUUGAGGAUUAGAUUCUUCUUCUCUAAUUUUCACUACUCUCCCACCACGAUCUGAAGCGGAUAUAUAUAGAUACCAUGUCAAAGGGUGAAAUGGCUAAUUCAGAUCUCUCAAUGAUCCUUCCAAGAGUUCUCAUCGUCUCCCGUCGAACCGUUCGCAAGAAUAAGUUUGUAGAUUUUGUUGGAGAAUAUCAUCUAGAUUUAAUUGUAAGUUAUGGGGCGGUGCCAGUUAUAGUCCCAAGGGUAAGUGGAGUCCACAUGCUAUUGGAGAGCUUUGAGCCUAUUCAUGGUGUUUUACUGUGCGAAGGUGAAGAUAUCGAUCCAUCUCAUUACGAUGCAGAACUAUCUGGUUUUUCACCAGAAGAACUUGAAGAGAUUAGAAAAGUCCAUGUAAGUGAUACUUCCAUUGACAGGGAGAAAGAUACAAUUGAAUUAAGGCUUGCAAAGCUUUGCCUUGAAAGAAAUAUACCAUACCUAGGAAUAUGCAGGGGAUCCCAAGUCCUUAAUGUUGCUUGUGGAGGUACACUUUAUCAGGAUGUUGAGAAAGAGCUCUCAAAGAAAGUCCCUGAAGAACAAAGAGUGGUGCACAUGGACUAUGAGAAUUAUGACGGACACCGGCAUGUGGUAAAGGUAUUGGAAAACACUCCUUUGCAUCAGUGGUUUAAAGAUUCUUUGGAGGAAGAUAAAAUGGAAAUCAUGGUUAAUAGCUAUCACCACCAAGGUGUGAGGAAAUUGGCUCAAAGAUUUGUUCCAAUGGCUUUUGCUCCUGAUGGAUUGAUUGAAGGGUUUUAUGAUCCUGAUGCAUACAAUCCUGAAGAGGGAAAGUUCAUUAUGGGUCUUCAAUUUCAUCCAGAAAGGAUGAGGAACGAAGACUCCGAUGAUUUUGACUACCCUGGAUGUCCAUCUGCAUAUAAGGAAUUUGCUAAGGCAGUUAUCGCUUACGAGAAGAAGCUUAAUCGGUCAGAAUGCGUGCUGGAAGCUCCUAAACUUAAUCAAGAACUGGAGAGAAAAAGAAGAAUACUUGUCAGAAGUUUCUCAAUUGCAAGAAACAUGUACAGCUCAGGAGGUGGAACUGGUCAAGAAUCAGAUCUGCAAGUUGGAGCAGAAUUUCUAGAGGCAAGUACUGCGCUAAGCUUGCAGCAAGAGAAGAGACUGAAACAAAUGGGUGCAACAGUGAGAAAUGCGUCUGUGUACAAAGAAAGGUUGACUAUGAAUGAGGAGAGGGAGAGACUUGCAAGGGCUAUCAUGGGUAAAAUGUCGAUCAGCCAGUUAUCCGAUCUGAUAUCCUUCUAUCAUAUGAUGGGAAACUUAUGUUCAGAGGCCUUGGAGAGAAAGCUUCAAGACCGAGUGGAUGAAGAAUCUGAUUUCUAGAGAACACACUCUGCUUUUGUAAAACUGUUGUCUCUCUUGAGUUAUUUCUUCCCUUCUUCAAUAAAGUCUUGAUGUUUCUCCCCUC
Molecule: messenger RNA, 1573 nt
Organism: Populus trichocarpa (black cottonwood)
Lineage: Eukaryota; Viridiplantae; Streptophyta; Magnoliopsida; Malpighiales; Salicaceae
Product: putative glutamine amidotransferase GAT1_2.1
Exons: 4
Coding region: 196-1488 (430 amino acids)
Cellular component (GO): cytosol
Molecular function (GO): hydrolase activity, acting on carbon-nitrogen (but not peptide) bonds, in linear amides
Source: RefSeq, a predicted model, not a curated record